AUGGAUGGCCGGUUCUGCCAGGCCAGGACUCCCUCGCUGCCGCAGGACCUCCCCGACCUGCCUUCUCCUGCGAGCUCCCGAAGCACCAGCCUCCCAUCCGCGAGAUCUGGCGAUGCCGGCCACCAGGACCUGCUACUGCUCUGGCCGCAACCACCUCCGGUCUUCAACCCCGACGCCCGCCAUGACCCUCCUCGCGCUGCUUCUCGUUGGAGUCACCCAUGUCAGCAACCAGCACGACCUCGAGGCCGCACUCUCCUUUCCCCUGCACAGGAGCUCGCAGCUACCACCAUCGCCUCCUUGCUGUUGACAUCCCGAGGCCCCUUGUGUUGUUUUGUGUUGGACGUAAAGACAGGCAAGGUCGACUACAGGGACACCAAGUACCACGACACUGAAGACCCGAACUCCAUCAAAAACCAGUACUCGGUGACCCUGGGGUGCGCCAAGUUCCAUUGA
Messenger RNA from Triticum turgidum subsp. durum (durum wheat), 453 nucleotides. Lineage: Eukaryota; Viridiplantae; Streptophyta; Magnoliopsida; Poales; Poaceae. The record is from the annotation of a GenBank genome assembly.